CAGGUGUACCGGACGCAGGCGUCAACCAGGCUGGCAGCGCUAGAGGAGGCAGUGGAGGGGAGGACGGCUUCCCACCAGAGGGAGAUCCUUCACCUGCAGAGGCUGCUGAGCGAAAGACAGGAGGCUGAGGAAAAACUGCUGCAGUCCAAACGGGAAAUAGAGGAGGAGCUGGAGGCGGUGUGGCAGGCAGCAACAAGGGAGAACCAACAAAUGAGGGAGACUAUGUUGGGCUCCAAACUGACCGAGGACCCGCACUGCUGGGAACUGUGCGGCACAGCCUCUCACGGCUCCCCGGCACGGGCUUCAGAUGAGAGCCCCUCAUCCCCCCGGCAUCAGCACAAGCACGGGCUGGAUUUCUACUGCUGA
Messenger RNA from Menidia menidia (Atlantic silverside), 366 nucleotides. Lineage: Eukaryota; Metazoa; Chordata; Actinopteri; Atheriniformes; Atherinopsidae. The record is from the annotation of a GenBank genome assembly.